This is a messenger RNA of Spizellomyces punctatus DAOM BR117, 2940 nucleotides long. RefSeq lists its product as uncharacterized. The transcript has 12 exons. Gene Ontology annotation, biological process: ERAD pathway. Gene Ontology annotation, cellular component: endoplasmic reticulum membrane. The coding region runs from base 157 to 2835 and encodes 892 amino acids. Gene Ontology annotation, molecular function: protein binding. Lineage: Eukaryota; Fungi; Chytridiomycota; Chytridiomycetes; Spizellomycetales; Spizellomycetaceae. The record is from RefSeq and is a predicted model, not a curated record.
GAGUGAAAUCUGACCUCACAGACCUUCCUUUUGCGCGACCCGGACGACAGAGAGGGAAGGACAUUCCUAAUAUAGUCGAAGGGGGAAGUCAAGAGCAGGACUUGGUCCGUACCUUCGGAGUAUUACCUUCGACACUCUACCGCCAUUGUUUUCACUAUGUCUCAGCCAAGAUCACGAGUGUCAUGUCGAAAAGGGCCUCUCUUGAGAUGGCGUUCCACUGUAGCUUCUAUUUUUAUUCUGUUAAUUUUCUGUCUGCAUUUUGUGGCGGGAACACCCAAAAAUGCACCCUCUAAUGACCUAAUGAAUGUUCCUGAACCGCCCGCGGAGGAGCAACACCUUCCUGGUGGGAAGUCGGAAGACCCACUUGAUGUAUCGCCCCCGCCAGCUGAAGACGAGCGCAGCGACAAGCUUUACCAAGAUACGAUCCGACAUCUGUCAGCAAUAGCACGAAAGCGUGGCCUGCGUUCCUCGAAUGCGGAAACCCGGGACCUCCUUUAUAUUCUGACCCGAUUGAUCACGCGAAGCAUUCUGCCAAGACCACUUAGUGAUCGACUAGAAAAUCUGCGUCGGCGACAUGGACCAGCGGAAGAAGAUCUGGGGGCCUUGCCGAUAGAAAGUGAACAGGAAUUGGAUAGUAUACCGGUGAUAGAGGAGGGAGAUGAACCUGCAGUUAAAAGGAUAAAGGCAACCCAAAUUUUACGCAAGUUGGGAUAUGACGAAGGGCAUCAGGAUUCCUUAGCUACACUGGGUGACAUGUUCCUGUACGGUAAAUAUUCCCAUCCCCGAAAUACGACCGAGGCAUUCAAGCACUAUCAUACUCUGGCUCGAAAACAUGGCAGCGCAAUUGGUCAACGAACAGUAGGACUUAUGUACGCUACGGGAGUAGGCGUCGAUAGAGAUUAUGCAAAGGCUUUGCUCUAUUUAAGUUUUGCUGCAUUAGCAGAUGACACCAUUGCAGAACAGGCACUUGGGUAUUGGCAUUGGGCUGGUAUCGCUACCACGAAGAGCUGCGACGAUGCCUCGUUUUAUUUCAAGCGGGUUGCUGAAAAAGCCGUUGAAAAGUUCAGAUCCGGUCCACCACUCGGUUUGGCAAUGCCCCUCCCAAAGCUCCGUCUCCCAGAUCAGGAGGGUGGUGUCUAUGGUUAUGGAGCCAGCGGACCUGGCGAUCCGAAUGUGCCUACACGUGGACAGGGUGGUCAGAAUGGUGCUUUGACAACGGAAGAUAUUCUGCAGUAUUACCGACUGCAGGCUGACGCUGGCGAUCCACUCGCACAGCUUUUGAUAGGAAAGCUGUUUUACUUGGGGACCAACAACGUGAAGCAGAAUUUUCGAAAAGCGAUGGAGUACUUUCUAGCUGCUGCCUCUAAGCAUCCAGGAUUGGAGGCGGUUCGAGCGCCUGAUGCCACGGAAGGUAUAAAACAAGCUGCCUCUGCUUCCGCGCAGGCGAUGGGAUUGUUGGGGCAGAUGUAUUGGCGUGGUGAAGGCGUAGAACAGGAUAAUGCAACCGCUCGUCAGUGGUUUGAGCGUGGUGCAAUUGAUGACAACGCCGCGUGUCUGCAUGCCCUUGGCGUUAUGAACAUGGAGGGGAUUGCGGGUCCCAAGGACCCUAGUAAAGGAUUUAAAUUUAUCCAACAAGCGGCACAUAAGGAGAAUCCGGAUGCCCAAGCCUACCUGGGUGAGCUGUAUCUCGGCUAUGGAAAGAAGGAGUAUCAAAAUGCUCUGAAGUGGCUUCAACAGGCUUCUUCCCGCGGGCACAUCGUUGCGUUAUACAACCUUGCGAAUAUGUACACUGAAGGAUUGGGUGUUGCACUGCCUAACUGUGACGUUGGGGUCCGGCUGUAUAAGAGCGUUGCCGAAAAGGGCGAUUGGCACGACCCAAUUGUACAUCAGGCUCAGGCAGAUUUGAAUGCAGGAGAUAUGGAAGGAGCAUUCUUACGGUAUCUGUUCGCUGCCGAGAGAGGGUACGAGAUUGCACAGACCAAUGCCGCGUGGAUGCUGGAUCGAGGAAUGUAUUCUCCUUCACACUCUCGUAUCUACCGGGAGAAGCAAGAUCCGUACAAGACAGCCUUGUACCUAUGGAACCGGGCAGCAAAUCAAGGAAAUGUCAAUGCGAGGGUGAAAAUGGGGGAUUACUACUAUUACGGAUUAGGUACGACACCAGAUCCCGCAAAUGAGGAGUCAGAGGCCCCAAAGGGGAGCCAAGAAGAGACGUCUCUACUAUCGCGAUUACUUGGAACUGGGCUCAGAGGAAAAGGAGAUCCGGAGCGGGCGGCAAUAUAUUACCAAGUUGCAGCAGAUAAGGAAUGGAGUAGUAUUGCAAUGUGGAAUCUGGGGUGGAUGCAUGAGACCGGAAUUGGAGUCCAGAAGGAUUAUCACCUGGCGAAACGUAAUUACGAUAUGUGCCUUGAUACAAACCCAGAGGCGUAUCUCCCAGUGAACCUUGCUUUGGUCAAGCUUCGAAUCAAAAUACUCUGGGAUGAACUAUUGAGGAGACGCACCUCCAGUGACUCGUCAUCAUCUCGUCCUGAUGAGACAUUGGCAGCAGAAAAAUCGGAAAAGCGGGAUAAAGAAUCUUGGAGACAGGCAGAGGCUCCACUGGGACUCAUGAGAGAUGAAGAUAACAAUGAAUUUUGGGAGUUUGAGCAUGUGCCCCCCACGGAAGGGGAUGUAGCGGAAACGAUAGGAAUAUUGGUACUCUGUGCUGUUGCAGCUGGAUUGGUCCUGUGGCGACAGGGUGUGUUGAGGAGGGUGGCAGAGCAAGCUCCGCCUGUGGGAGCUGUUAGGGAGGGGGAUCGAAGACAAGAACAAGAGCAUGAAGGAGGGCUUGGACGAUGAGUGUAGUUCAGAAUGUUUCCUCUAAAAUUUCAUGAAUUGCUAUGAUUUGCACUUGUAAAUAGUCAUUUUUUGCUGCACUGUUUUCAAAAUGCAGAGACCGACGGC